Messenger RNA from Darwinula stevensoni, 459 nucleotides. The record is from the annotation of a GenBank genome assembly. NCBI's taxonomy places the organism in Eukaryota, Metazoa, Arthropoda, Ostracoda, Podocopida, Darwinulidae.
AUGGUGCAGCAAGCGGUGGGCAGCAUGAGCGGGGGCGAAAAGGCCAGGCUGGUAUUGUGUUUACUCGUGUGGCAGCGCCCCAAUUUGCUGCUGUUGGAUGAGCCUACCAACCAUCUGGAUUUGGACGCAUUGGUGUGGCUAGAGAGCUGGCUGCAAAAGCAUCCCGCCACACUGCUGGUGAUUAGCCACGAUAGGGAUUUUUUGGACGCCACGACCCAAGUAACCCUACAUUUGGAUGGGCAAAAACUGCAACGCUACGGCAGCAAUUAUUCUGGUUUUGAGCUGCUGCAAGCCCAAGCCCAGCAACUCCAAGCCCAGGCAUACAGCAAACAGCAAGACCGCAUAGCCCAUUUGCAAAAAUUCAUCGACCGCUUCAAAGCCAAAGCCAGCAAAGCCAAGCAGGCGCAAAGCCGCGUCAAAGCGCUAGAGCGCAUGCAGCGUGUGGCGGCAGUGCAAAAU